Molecule: messenger RNA, 1577 nt
Organism: Paramacrobiotus metropolitanus
Lineage: Eukaryota; Metazoa; Tardigrada; Eutardigrada; Parachela; Macrobiotidae
Product: glycoprotein 3-alpha-L-fucosyltransferase A-like
Cellular component (GO): membrane
Molecular function (GO): alpha-(1->3)-fucosyltransferase activity
Source: RefSeq, a predicted model, not a curated record
AGAAAGGGGCACCAUCAAUUAAACGGGCCGAAAACGAUUUUAUUCGCUGGCCAAAAAGGGAAAAUUAGCUCACGUCUGCCAGUUGGGAAGGCCCACUUUUUUGAAAUCGGAUGUCCAGUAAACAAUUGUCAGAUUAUCUAUGACAACGAGAAAGCCAAGGAGGCUGAUGCCAUUGUUUUCAAAGAUUUUGUCAACGGGCUACAAGCGUCCACAAAAUCAAAUCUGGAUCUUGUCUCUACUGGAAUCGCCGGCUUAUACGAAGAACUUUAAGCUACUUCAGUACAAAGACAAGAUCAACUGGACUGCCACCUACCGGCACGACAGCGAGAUAGUGACACCAUAUCGCAAAUUUGAUUUUGACCGGCACAUCAAAUCGAAAAACCAGACUGAAAACAUCGCCGCCAAAAAACGGGGCUUCCAAAAUCAUGGCGGUCGUGUUGCGUGGUUUGUGUCCAACUGUGAGGCGCGCAAUAACAGGCGAGCGUAUGCGGAGGAAUUAGCAAAAUAUUAUCCAGUAGACAUCUUUGGUAAAUGUGGAACACGCAAAUGCGACUCAAACCAACCAGAGCUUUGCCGCAGUGUUUUGCAAAAGGACUACAAGUAUUAUUUGGCUUUUGAGAACAGCAACUGCCGGUGGUACAUUACAGAAAAAAUCUGGACUGCACUGGGGUCGGAAGUGGUACCAAUCGUCAUGGGUGCUCCAGUUUCUGACUACGAAGCCGUCGCUCCAUAUCGCUCUUUUAUACACGUGGAUAACUAUGAUCACCCGAAGCAGUUAGCAGCGUAUCUGCAUCACUUGGACAACAAUGACGCGGAGUACAACGAAUAUUUCCGGUGGAUUGGUACGGGAGAACUCAUUGGCACGUUCACCUACUGCCGAUUAUGCACGCUAAUGCAUUCAGAAAUCCCAUGGAGAAAUUACGCAGACAUUCACAAUUGGUGGCAGAUGGGUGGAACGGCAUGCAGCAAUGAGAAGAACAACUUCACACCAACAAACAGAUGAUCAUAAAUAAGGGAGGUGCCCAUAAUUUAAAAAGCGGAUUACAGAUUUUCAGGGCACUUAAUAAUGUCAAUGUUAACAUAACUGUUGGAUUCAGCCGGGAUUGUCCCUUCUAUACUACCAUGGGAUACGGAAUUCACCUACUGACCAGCGGAAUGUUUCCAUUUUCUGUGCAUGUGUCCUUGAAAGCUGCCCUGCUUGCUUUGACCGACUGCAUAAUUCCUUUUCCUACAGGAGAUACGAUGUACAUAGCCUGCUUUCGGCGAUUGCAUUUUAAGGAGACAUGUAUUCGUAUGUGCACUCAGCAUGUGGGUGGAAUUUUGUCGGUACCAUAAUUACGCGUGUUAUGUCGUAUCACAUUUGGAAGCUGUAUCUGUAUAGCCACUUUUAACCGGGGGGUAUAGCUUUCAUGUCCUCAUGGCAUGGGGAAUGCCUUUGGGUUCUUGCUAACAUCUUCAAACUCUUGGCACUUCAGAAUUGUUUUCCGGAAACUGAAAAAACAAAUAGUCAAUUUGUGUACGUUAGUGAACUAGACUUUUUUCGAAUUCGGUAGCACUUUCUGUCUAUUUUGAUAUAA